This is a messenger RNA of Paramecium pentaurelia, 1666 nucleotides long. Lineage: Eukaryota; Ciliophora; Oligohymenophorea; Peniculida; Parameciidae. The record is from the annotation of a GenBank genome assembly.
UCUUCAUGGAGUAACUGCUUGAACGAUAUAAAGAUUUAGAAAAACGCAAUACAGAAGAAUUAGAACAUGAUAAAUCAAUAACUCAUUUAUUGUAUAUAGAAGGAUUUAAAUGGGAUGAAUUAGAUAAAAUAAAGAAAAUUAAUAAAAUUUCACAAACUAAAGUAGAAAAGAGAAUAACUUUAGUUUAAGAUGUAAUAAUAAAAAAAUAGAUUAGUUUGGAUUAUUGAGAAGAGAUGUAGAGCCCCAUUCAACAGAAAAUGAUUAUUACAAAAUUUUGCUUAAAGAUAUUGAUAUGCAUAUAAAUUCGAUUAUGUUUGAGAUAGAUAAAUUAGAAUAGUUAAAGCAAAAAUCACAACGAUUUUUAAGAUUAUAAAGUUAACCUAAUAUAAAACCUGAAACAGCUCCAACUGAUUUAAUGACUCAAACUGGAGGUUUAUUGUCUAGUACAAGUGAUGGUUAAACUAGAAUGUAUAAAAGCAGUUUUCAAUUUUAUCGAGCUUAAAGGGAUUAAUAGAUUCAAUCACAUAAUCAGAAAUGGAUAGAGAAGUAAUAUAGCAUAUAAAGAAAAUUAAUUGAAGAUGAAAAAGAAUUUUAGAAGUUUCGUUUUGAGAUUGAAGCAAAGUAAAUGAAAGCUGAAAUGAAUUUGGAGGAAUAUUAAUAAUGGUAAGCUAGAUAAUUAAAAGAAUAAGAGGAAUUAAAUUCAAAGAGAUUACAAUUACAUAAAGAUAGAAUGCAAAAAGAUUAAUAAUAAAGAUAGGCUAUAUUGGAGGAGAAGAUGUAGAGAAAAGAUAAACAAUUAAAAAAGUAGAUGUCAUUAUUACAAGAUUUUCAUGAAGAACAAAAAUAAAUAAAAGAGGAACAUUUUUUAAGAAUUCUUUAAAAAUCAAUGGGUGCUUUAAAUGAUAAAGAUAAAUUUAAUUAAUAUUAAAAGGAGUAAUCAGAAAAAAAAGAGUAAUAAAAUUUAAAGAAAUUAAAAUACAUAGAGGAAUCUAAAUAAUGGACAAAGUAAUAAUUAUAAACAUAAUCAGCAUUAAAAUAAUAGAAAAUAGAAAAAGCAUAUGUAUAAGAUUAUUAGUUUAUUAAUAUAGUAAAUUUUAGCAGCAUAGGAUUAUGAAAGGAGAGAGAAAUUUGAAGAGAAAGAAAAGAAAAAGUUAAGUUAUAUGGAUAAAUAUAAGAAGACAUUUUCAGAAUAUUAGAUUAAGGUCAAUAAAGAGAAAGAAGAUAAAAUGCAUAAUUUUUAGAUUGUAAUUUGUUGAGUAAUGUUUUAAUUAGAAUAAAGCUAUAGAGGAUGCAAGUAAAGAGUAAUUGAUUAAAUAUCAAUUUGAAAGAAGAUCAAAUAGUUAAGCUUAAGGUUAGAGAUUAAAGGAGAGAAGAUUAAAAAUAUUUUAAGAAGAGAAGGCAGGAGAACAUUUAAUAAAAUAGUUAGAGAUUAAUUAAAGAUUAAAUUAAUUAGAAUGGGAAUAGGAAUAAAAAAGAAGAAAGUAAUAGAUUUUAGAAGAGGAAUAAAGAUAGCGAUAAUUAAUGAUAGAGUAUAAUGAUAGUUUUAGAUUGUAGAAAUGAUGCAAGAGAGACUAUGAGAUAAAGAGAAAAGAAUACUAGAAAAUUAGAAAUAGAAAAAGAGUUAAGAGAAAAGUAGAUGAAGACAUUGAAGUAUUAGAAGGUUUGA